This is a messenger RNA of Coregonus clupeaformis (lake whitefish), 1851 nucleotides long. RefSeq names its product mitochondrial basic amino acids transporter-like. Bases 405 to 1337 code for a protein of 310 amino acids. Gene Ontology annotation, cellular component: mitochondrion. Lineage: Eukaryota; Metazoa; Chordata; Actinopteri; Salmoniformes; Salmonidae. The transcript is spliced from 5 exons. Gene Ontology annotation, biological process: mitochondrial L-ornithine transmembrane transport. The record is from RefSeq and is a predicted model, not a curated record. Gene Ontology annotation, molecular function: high-affinity L-arginine transmembrane transporter activity.
UUCAAUGUCAUCUGUCAAAACGUUGGUCAGACAGACCGAGUGUAUGGCAGAGAGGAGUGUAAAGUCAUUUAGCUAGGACAGCUCAUGGAUGUCGUGUAGCUAGCUAACUCUAACGGCCGCAGAUAUAUCAACAAAUAUAUAUUAUCUAGCAAGUUUAUAGCACAUUUGCCUUGCUAGGACUAAACAAAAACUUUAGCCAGCUAUAGUAGCUAGCUAAGUGGCAAGCGACGUAGCUAGCUUACUAGCUACAGUAGUUAGCUGGCUUCCCGCGCUAGCUGUGUAAUUUACGACGUGUUGUAUCAAGUUGUGUCGGUGUCAAACGAAUCUGUUUCAAAAAGUAUCUAAUAAUAGUUAAUUGACAUAUCACUGCCUCCUGAAUCGCAAACUUGUGCUGAAGACUGGUUAUGGACUUUCUUGCUGGCUGCAUUGGAGGUGCUGCCGGAGUCUUAGUAGGACACCCGUUUGACACAGUUAAGGUGAGACUCCAGGUCCAGAAUGUGGACAAGCCUCUUUACCGCGGGACCUACCACUGUUUCCAGUCCAUCGUACGGCAGGAGUCGAUGUUUGGGCUGUACAAAGGCAUCGGCUCCCCCAUGAUGGGCUUAACCUUCAUCAAUGCCAUAGUGUUUGGAGUGCAUGGCAACACCAUGCGUUACCUGGGCCAUGACACCCCAAUGAACCAGUUCCUGGCUGGGGCUGCAGCCGGGGCCAUACAGUGUGUCAUCUGCUGCCCCAUGGAGCUGGCCAAGACACGCAUGCAGAUGCAAGGCACUGGGGAGAAGAAGUCCAAGAGGAAGCUGUACAAGAACUCCCUGGACUGCCUGGCCAGUAUCUACAAGCGGGAGGGGCUGCUGGGGGUGAACCGCGGCAUGGUCACCACGCUGAUCCGAGAGACCCCCUGCUUUGGAGUCUACUUCCUGACCUACGACUUUCUGACCCGCUCCAUUGGCUGCGAGCCCGGCGAACCUUACAUGAUCCCCAAGCUGCUAUUUGCCGGCGGGAUGUCCGGGGUCACCUGCUGGCUGUCCACCUAUCCUGUGGACGUGAUUAAGUCCCGCUUCCAGGCGGACGGGAUGGGCGGAGUCUACCAGUACAGCAGCAUCGCUGACUGCGUGCGGCAGAGUGUGAGAAGGGAGGGGCUCAGAGUGUUCACGCGAGGUCUCACCUCCACCCUGCUCAGGGCGUUUCCCGUCAACGCUGUCACCUUCGCCACAGUCACUCUGGUGCUGAUGUACGCACGGGGGGUGGAGGAGGGGCCCAAGGACUGUGAACCGGCGUCCCCCGGCACAGCUCACCACACACAGCUACAGCAGCAGGCCCAAGCCUCCAGCCUGUGACCUGAGUCUGGAGGUGUUACUCCCACCUGAGCUGCUCUACUGUGGGGUGGGGGAGGGAGGGAAACCAAUAGGGGCCCAAUGCCCUUUGAAUCUCUGAGUAUGGAAACACAUAGACUCCUGAUUCAGCUAUUUGUAUAUCUAUAGAUAUGCUGUGUCGCCACUUGACUUGUAAAUAUAAUUUACUUAUAAUUUACUCGAAGCACUGAUAAUGUUGGAAGAUGAGAUAAAGAAAGAAAACCAAAAUGGUUAUGGUUAGGUCGCUGGUACUAACUGGUACGACCACAAGUCUACUAACUAGGACUGUAAUCAAAUCAAAUGUUAUUUGUCACAUGCUUCGUAGACAACAGGUUUAGACUAACAGUGAAAUGCUUACUUACGGGUCCUUUUCCAACAAUGCUGAGUUAAAGAUAAGAUAUAUAUUUUUAAUAUAGAAUACAAAUAGCGACAUGGGGAAUAAAUACACAGUGAAUAACAAAUACAAAUAAAGAGUUAAAAUAACAUGGCUGUAUACAGG